Molecule: messenger RNA, 6468 nt
Organism: Brugia malayi
Lineage: Eukaryota; Metazoa; Nematoda; Chromadorea; Rhabditida; Onchocercidae
Gene: Bma-dpy-22
Exons: 41
Coding region: 1-6468 (2155 amino acids)
Biological process (GO): regulation of transcription by RNA polymerase II
Cellular component (GO): mediator complex
Molecular function (GO): transcription coactivator activity
Source: RefSeq, a predicted model, not a curated record
AUGGGAAUGAAAAGUUUGAACGUGAUAUCAUGGCAUUAUCAGACACCUGAAAGAAGAGCUCUAAAAAGAAAUCGAUUAGGACCACCCGAUGUUUAUCCGCAAGAUGUAAAACAGGAAGAAGAUAAUUUAGGAGCCGAUCGUUUGAAAAAAGGUUAUCAAGUUGCUGUGACAUCUUAUGAACAUGAAUCAAUUGUUUAUAACGUAAAGAUGCCACGAUUGGAUCGUUUGGAUGAUACGAUGUUACGUGGAGCGCAGUUAGUAAUGCAAAUAAUGGCAAAAAAGAUGGAAUUAAAUGCAAAUCUUGAUAAAGAAAGAAGGCGUGCCGGAAGUGUUAUUACUAAAGAUAGUACUGGAAGCGGAGGGAAUGGUGUAGGAGGUGGCCCGCAAAUAUAUUUCCAACAGUUUAGCCAUAAUGCGGAAAAAGCGAAGAAAUCAAAGGAAAGAAAUGACUGGUUCACUGAUUUAGCUCAUGGCAAACCUUUAGCAGUCUUAGCCCGGAAACCACCAUUUUUUCGCAAAAAGGAAGAUGCAUUGGAAUACUUAUGUGAUUAUAAAGUACCAGUUAAUCGAGCACUAUGGUUCCUAAAACUAAUUGCUGUCAGUGGUCAAGGAUGUAAUAGUAACGUGAACAAACAGAAAAAAUCUACUGCUGACCAGUUGGCUUCCGAAUUCGCAUCCCUUUUUACGAAAUAUAUAAAGUUAAUGCUUAAUCAGAUGAGCGAUAGCGCCAAACUAGAAUCGAACAUUGUUUAUACUGAUCGAUGGCCACAUUUUGUAUACAUUUGUAAACAUGCAUACGAGGAUGGAAUGGUUGAGAAGCAAGAAUUUUUGAUGGAUUUAUUGGAUAUAUUCAAUGACCGGUUUGUGCAGCCUAUUGAAAAUCGUAAGAAUGACAAGACAUUAAUUCAUCCUUUUUUGCAUCAUGGAUCCGGAUUCGCUUCAGCUUCAAGUACCAAUCACUCCCAUUAUGUCACAUUGCUACGUCUUUUUCUUCUGUUUAUUUGUCAAUACACGGAUCAAAUUACACAAAAUAUAGUAUUAUCGAAAAGAUGUGCAUUUUUGGUAUGUCAUAGAUUGGAACUGUAUCGAGACGAAGCUGAGGAGCGGGAAGGAAGAUCAGUGGAUUGUGUUGAGCUAUUCGAUGAUAUGCAACAAUGCAUUCAUCAGCGUGCAAUAAUUUUGACACUUUGUGGUAUGCUCUAUGCUAUAUUAAUUGAUUGCCCUGCUGCUCUGAUAUGGAAUAAAUACGAAGUUUCACCAGGACGUCCGCCAACAAUGCUUCAUCAAUUGUGCGGUUCACCACUGGAUCAUCUGCCUUGUCCGUUCGAAAGCCUUCCUUUACCACCAGGUCACGGCACUGAGCGAUUGCAGGAGUUCAUUCAACUUCGGUUGGCUGAAGUACGACGUCGUUCUCGUGCUUGCGAAAAUAAAUGGUCAUUGAAUUAUGCACAGAAGAAGGGAUUUGCAGCUUUGGUUUUGCAAUGUCUGGAAAUAGUUGGUGUACUUGAUGCUGCACGUCUGGACCAACCAAACUGCGUCGAAAAGAUCUAUGCAGUGAUUUUUAACGGACCGUCCAAAGAAAGCUUUGAGCACGAACAUGCAAUCCGCGUGAAGAUGCUUCUACAGUGGGCAGUAACAGUAGAAAGGGAAGGUACUCAUCGUGCUAUACUUGUCGCUCAGCUGCUUGCAUUCCGGAUUAAUCAUCGAAAAACGUUUAAAUUUGGUUCGUUAACUCUGCAAGAAAUAUUGUUAGAGUUUCUUGUGACAGAAGGGCCGGAUCCAGAAAAUACCGACAAAAACCGUUUUUCUCAAGAGUUUGCUAAUCUAAUGCUUCUGUUUAUUGAGUUGCAACGUGCUGGUGUUUUUUCCCAUGAUUUAUAUAUGAAGGAAUUAAUUCGGACUGGUGAAAUGUUGGAAUAUAUACCAUUAAUGCAAAAAAUCAGGAAACGUAAGGAAGACAAACAAAAACAGCAUCAACAGUUAUCGAACACGGUUGCAUUUCCGUCGACAUUUGUAUCUCAACCAAAUGAAACAACUGCAGCGCUCUUAACAGGAGCAGUAACGACACCACCUCCACUUGUAACGAUGCCGUCUGAAUUACCCGAUGAGCACCCAUUUUUAUUUAAAGAUUUAUCGGUACAUGAACGGCUAUUGAUACAUUUACCCAUUCCGCAGUCAGCUGAAUAUAGAAGCGAAUGCAAUCAGAGAUCUCUUCUACUAUAUGGAAUUGGUGCGGAACGUGACGCUGUGAAACUGGAAUUGAGGCGUUUGGCACGUGAAUUAGCAAAACUUUGGCAAAAGCGAAUUGUUGUCGAAUUUUCUUUUAAUAAACCGUUGGAAAUUCGAUUUAAAAAGCGAACUACACGUGAACAAGUUCAAGAAAGCAUGGCUAAAUUCAGAUCAUGUACAUACUAUGAUCAACUUGUUCUUUGUGGCUGGUGCUGUGAAUCUUUCAUUCAAAUGGUGCAGGAUUUUGUUGAUGGACACAGUUGCCUGUUGCCGACCGCUGAAGGGCUUGAUAUCAUCUUAGAAAUGUGUGAGCUAGCACAGAAUAUUGCAGGUAUUAUGGAGCUCGCUGAAGAGUUACUACCUCUAUUAGUAUUAAUUGAACGAGUACUUCUGGAGCGUCGUGUUGACUGUGUUCCAAGUAAUUUAUCAGCUCAACUUGGCUAUGUUCUAACUGCAUACAUUUCCCAUAAUUAUUAUUACUUUCUGUACUCUCAAAAUGCACCGAAUAUUGUACAAGGAUUAUACCGGGUAAUUGAAAGUCAGCUGAAAUCAUCAGAUUUUUGUUUAACAGGAUGGGGACGUACUAUUGCUGUUUUUGUACUCGAUGCAAAGAAACAACUCAUUGAAACUGGUUUGUGUAGUCGUAAAAUUGAAGCAAAACGCGAACUGCUAAAACGGGUGAUACCGCCGUGGAAGCCGGCGCACAAUAUUGGCGAUAGGAAUCCAUGUGGAGGACAGCGAUAUGCGUACAAUGCUAGCACUUUUAAAGAAUUGCUGGAGGAACCAAAGCGUAUAUUUUCCUUUAAUGAAUAUCGUCGUUUGCAUGCAGUUAUCGAUGGAACAGAUGAUGCACGAUACAGUUUUGUUGUCAGCGCAUUGCUUGCUGCAGUACACGGAAUUGGCAAUGCAGGCGGAAAUGAUAAUACGGGAAUUGGUAGUGGUUCAGCAGCAGUGGAACGACUUACAGGGGAUCGGUUGGUUGAAUUAGCGAAUAUUUGUGGGCAUGUUAGUGCUCAAGCAGCUCAAGUAGAGAAAUAUUUGGACUGGUGUGGUGCUCUUCAAGCACUUUGUUGUUCAAGUUUGCAAGGUGGGACUUCAACAUUCCCGGAUCUCCUGAUGGAAAUCAAUGUAGAAGACUCGACAUGUCAUUAUAAUAUUGCGACAUUUUAUAUGCUUCUGGCGGGGCGUAGCUGUUUCAGUAUAAAUGCAUUGGUUCAUCAAUUAUUACAUACAGCCUUGAAGUCAUUACUUAACUGUGGAAUUGGCAAAGUACUAGAUGCGGAUGCAGAAGCAGGUGUUUGUUUAGCACUUUUGGUGCUAGCUAAUAUUGUAUGUCAAAGUGACCAACCAAUCAUUCUUUCACCGCAGUAUACUGGUGAGCGAAUCAGUUCGAACAUCUGUAAAGCGGAUCGAUGGAUCUUAACAGAAGGUCAUUUGCAUGAUAUAGGCGAUGAAGUUUGUGCACUGCUGGUUGCAAUUUGUAUGAUUGCCGAUUACACCAAGCAUAAACUGAGAGAUCGAUGCUCGGAUGAUAAACCGAUUGAUCAACGUGUAUUUCGUCGUGAGUAUAUAGCGGAAUUGUCAAAAGGAGUACUGAUGGCAAUGUGCGAGCAGGAAUGGGUCACCCAACGAAUAUACAGACGAUGUGAAGAUGGUGCAUUGGAUUGCUUCUCCUCUCAUCAGCUGCGUAAAAACUGCUUGGGUCAACAAUUAUUACGCAUGGCUUUGCGAAGACGUAGUGAACGUGAAAUAGUACGCGAAUUAACUAUUUGUAAUGGAAAUAGUAAAAAAUCACUUAUCGAUAAGCUGCUCAAUGUUUUGAAUAUAUGGAAUACACGGGCCACUUAUUUCGAUUUUAAGUUAAUGAUUCGAGAGAUCUCACCGGAAGGUUGUACGAGUAAACAUGCUCAGCAGGGUGCGAUUGCUGCCGAUGCACUGCUUGGUGAAAUUGGUAAAUGUUGUCGCGAUUUAUUUACACAAUCACAUAAAUCUGAUAAAAAAUUACCACCGGCUGCUGUCGGUAAAGCUUUCAGGUUAAAAGAUAUCACAGCUUACUGGCUGAUUAGUCCAUUGGUGCAUGCUUGUCCAAGACCGGGUAAUUUGCCAGCCUCAUUCCCUGCGAUUACUGUGCAAGGAAAAUUCCUCAAAGAAGCAGCAGCAAUGCUUGAUACUUCGUCGGAUAAUAAUAAGGAAAGAAUUCAGCAAAGUACAUGGUUACUGAGUCAAGAGCCAUUCUUGAAUUUAGUACUGACGUGUUUGAACGGUGAGGAGCAGCAACGUGAUGGUUUGGUUGGUUCAAUGCUGAAACAGCUACAGGAGUUGGCACUAAAAGCUAAAGAUAAUCCUCUUUUACCGUAUUUGCGCAUAUUUUCGUUAGAACGUGAAGGAGUUCUAUUGCGCAUAUCCUUGGUUGGAGGUAUGUUUGACUCAGUAUGUCAUACUUCUAUUUGUGAUACCUGGGCAUUGACGUUGUUUCAAUUAAUGCUUUAUGGAGUUAUCUCAAAGGAGCGAGACGGAUAUUUGUUCGAUUCAUGUUAUGAUAUGUUAUCUACUCUGCUGGUGUGGUCGAUUACUGAUCCGAUGAAUGCAGCAGCGAUGAAUACACAGGAUCCAGAUACUAAAUUUCGAUUUCCUACUUACUCCUUAAUCGUUAAAAAACUGCGAAAAGAACUGAACGAACGUGCUUUAAUUCCUGAACUUCGUUCACUGAUACAAUUUCUGCCUAUUCCAAAGCCCCAAUUCGAACUGAUAACUUGUGAACCAUAUGGCACUUUACCAACUUCACCUCAAAAACUUGGCAAGAGUCAAUCUCAAGGGCAAAUAAUUCAAACUACAGUAAAAGCUAAUCGCCACGGGUUGCAGUUUGCUGAAAAGGUGAAGUUAUCGGCUUACGAUAUAAUACAAUAUCUGAAUAUUGAUUCAACUUUACUGAAACGUCCUUGGAACUGGUCAAUGUUACAGGCGGUAAAACUAGAUCGCUUGCCAGUCCCUGUACAGCGAUACAUUCAGCGUUUAGUUCAUCAUUCACAUUACAAUGAAUUUGUCCGCCCAACGAUUUGUGGAAUGGAUCGACCGCCUAAUCUGGAUAUCUAUCUUUCACCACCGAUGAUGGAUGUAUCAGAGACACCAGCAACUCUGCAUCAUGUUUCUUCCAGUGCAGCUACCUCAACAACUACAUCUGCUAGUUCUACGAAUGUACCGGUGUCCUCAGGUGGUGCAGCCAUGGAUGUAGGUGCAACGUUGGGUCCUGUAGUGCAAGGCCGUGCAAUGAGUUACCAGUCAAGUUCAACUCCUACUUGCACAUCUAUUCCCGAUGGAUCUACUCCAUCUAGUACUCCUGGUGCACCAAGUACCGCUGCUACGGCGAUGAUCUUUCCAGGGCAAUCUGGUCCGAUGCCAGCACUACCAGAUCUAACAGGACGAGGUCAAAACAAUGCGUCGCCAAGAGGUGCAAGAGGAGGGCGUCGCAAAGCAGCAGGUCUUUCUACACGUUCUCAAGGUACCACUCGUAAACAACGGCAGCAGCGGCAGCAAACUGUUGAUCAGCUAGCUGUAGCAGCUGCAGCUGCGGCUGCCGCUGCGCAACAACAACAGCAACAAAUGGGUAGUGCCGUUGGCUGUGGUGGAGGUCCACCUCAGCAGCCUACAUACCCGAGCACCUGGGCUACUGGCCCACAGCAAACAGGUGUACCGCAGCAGUUCGCAUCUGGGCCUUCAGCGCCUCCAUCUGGUACGGGGCAAGCAGGCACCGCAAUGGGUACUCAAACAACAGAAGAUUCAAAAAUGAAGAUUCACUCAAUGAUCUUGCAAAAGCGACAAGCGCAAGCUGCUAGUAGUGCUACUGCAACACAACAAGGUGUAACAGGUGGACCUCAGCCAUCUAUGCAGGAUGUUAAUGCCUACCAAAUCUCCGCAGGACCGCCACAAUAUGGUGGUAAUAUGAUAAUGAAAGUUGAAACGGGUGCUAACUCUAUGCAAAUGGUUGAUCAUACGCAGCAGCAGCAACAACAACGACAACAGCAGCAAUAUGCCCAGCAACAACAACUAAUCCAAAUGCAGCAGGAUGUCCAAGGAGGUUCCCAAUAUGUUGUACAUCAACAACAACGGGGUGGUAUAGCUUACGGACAGUCGGUACAGCAGGCGACUUAUGAUUCUCGAUUCAAUCAACAGCAGUUACAAUAUGGACAACAGCCUCAACAGCAACAACAACAGCAAUAUCAUCCUACACAACAGUACUAA